AGCUCUGAUCACAGUCGCCGCCUGCUUAUUCGGCUCGCCAAACUUCGAGAAUCUCAACUAUGUGAUGUGGUUCUGGUAGCCAAGGGAACUCGAAUCAAUGCUCACAAAGUCGCACUCGCUGCAUGUUCAAACUAUUUUGAGGCCAUGUUCACAAGCGACAUGGCUGAAAGUCGCAUGGAAGAAAUAGAGAUUGUGGACAUGGAAGCUUCAACGUUGGAAACUCUCAUUGAUUACUGCUAUUCUGGUAAGAUAGUGAUCAGUGACGUCAACGUCUCUAGUAUUCUGCCCGCUGCAUGCCUACUUCAGCUGGACGAAAAACAGUGCUGUGAGUUCCUGAAGAACGAAUUGAAUCUCUCAAACUGCUUGGCAAUCCGAGUGCUUGCUUACACGUACUCUUGUCAAGAGCUUCUUUAUAACGCUGACAAGUACAUCUUGCAUAAUUUUCAGGACAUUCUUGGCACUGAAGAGUUUCACCAACUCCCAGCUAACCAAGUAAUUGAACUAAUUUCAAGCGACGAGCUACGUGUAUUUACAGCAGUGCUGCAAUGGGUUAGAUUCGACUUGCGAGAUCGAAAGCAAUUUCUUUUCAACCUGCUGGAGCAUGUACGACUUCCAUUCUGUAGCCCAAAAUUUCUUGUCAGCACUGUCAGUGAUAACGCGCUAGUGAUGGAGAAUCUCGAUUGCCGUGACCUCGUCGACGAAGCAAAGCUGCUGGAGCAUGUACGACUUCCAUUCUGUAGCCCAAAAUUUCUUGUCAGCACUGUCAGUGAUAACGCGCUAGUGAUGGAGAAUCUCGAUUGCCGUGACCUCGUCGACGAAGCAAAGGUUUACGGACCACGUACUCGCCCGCGAAAAGUGAAGAUUCACGAAGUCAUAUACGCAGUGGGAGGUAGAAGCAGUGAGGGGAGGCUGUCCUCGGUGGAACGCCUUGACACUGGAAAAGAGGAUCUUAUGUGGGAGAGCAUUGCUCCAAUGAAUACGUCAAGGACUGGGCCUGGUGUUGCAGUUCUCGGCAGCUUCCUCUACGUUGUAGGCGGUUAUGAUGGGCAAAACGACUUGGGUAGCUGUGAG
Molecule: messenger RNA, 1071 nt
Organism: Ostertagia ostertagi
Lineage: Eukaryota; Metazoa; Nematoda; Chromadorea; Rhabditida; Trichostrongylidae
Source: the annotation of a GenBank genome assembly